Cylas formicarius (sweet potato weevil) is the source of this 1045-nucleotide messenger RNA. Its product is annotated as elongation of very long chain fatty acids protein 6-like. Gene Ontology annotation, molecular function: fatty acid elongase activity. Lineage: Eukaryota; Metazoa; Arthropoda; Insecta; Coleoptera; Brentidae. Gene Ontology annotation, biological process: sphingolipid biosynthetic process; very long-chain fatty acid biosynthetic process; fatty acid elongation, polyunsaturated fatty acid. The coding region runs from base 140 to 955 and encodes 271 amino acids. Gene Ontology annotation, cellular component: endoplasmic reticulum membrane. The record is from RefSeq and is a predicted model, not a curated record. The transcript has a single exon.
UAGACCCCGCCCCACCUUCCUCAGUCCGAAGAUCAUCGCCGCCGACGCCAGUCGGCGCGCAUGGUCGUACCUUUAAAACUACGCUCGGCGCGUUGGUGCGCCGAAUUUCGCCGCUGACAGUCGACUGUUGUACCCGAAGAUGGACACCCGAGCGAUUCUCCACAACUACACGUACGUGUUCGACUUCGAGAACGAGUUCGUCCACCAGAAGACGCGGACCUGGAUGCAGGACAAUUGGACCGUCGGGUUCUACCUGGUCGGCCUCUACGUCCUGUUCAUCUUCCUUGGUCAACGCUGGAUGAAGCCCAAGGCUAGGUUCGAGUUGCGAGGACCGCUCACCGCUUGGAACAUGCUACUGGCCCUUUUCAGCAUCGUGGGUGCUUGUAGGACCGUACCCGAACUCAUCCACACCCUCCGGUACCACGGCAUCUACAACACCAUCUGUCUACGGGCCUAUAUCGAGGACGACAAAGUGUCCGGCUUCUGGACGUGGCUAUUCGUCCUCAGCAAGGUACCCGAACUAGGCGACACCGUCUUCAUAGUGCUGAGGAAGCAGCCGCUCAUCUUCCUCCACUGGUACCACCACGCGACCGUCCUCUUAUACUCGUGGUUCAGCUACACCGAGUACACCGCGAGCGCCAGAUGGUUCGUGACCAUGAACUACUGCGUGCAUUCGCUGAUGUACGGGUACUACGCGCUGAGGUCGAUGGGGUUCAAGCCGCCUAGAAGGAUCGCGAUGCUGAUCACGACGCUGCAGCUGUCUCAGAUGGUGAUGGGGUGUUACGUGAACUUGCUCGCGGGGCAGUACCUGGACAAGGGGGCGGUGUGCCACACCACGCCCCUGAACAUAAAGCUGUCGCUGUGCAUGUACUUCAGUUACUUCGUGCUGUUCGCGCGGUUCUUUUACAAGGCGCACAUGCUAGGCGGUGCCAGGCAGAAACGGAAGGCGGCGUGAGCAGGGGGCGGUCGCUCCCCCCCCCCCCAUUGUGAUAUUUAAUUUUCGUUGUUGACAUGUUAUUUAUUAUUAAAGGUACCGCGUUAGCUG